UGAAGAGGCUAUGAACAGUUUUCCAUCACCGAUGAAUGUGUUGAAGCUGAAGGCGGUGCCGAACGAGAACCCUAAGGAGAAUGUGAAAAGGGAAACGGUGGAUCUCGGAAAUGGAAGCGACGUCGUAUACAUUCAGAGGCUAAUACCCUCCGAUCAGUCAUGGAAAUGGUUCCAGUAUCUCGACAAACACAUUCCAUGGACCAGACCCAACAUUCGCGUCUUCGGAAAAUCCUUCCUUCAGCCUCGAGAGACAUGUUAUGUUGCAACUCCAGGUUUGACUGAGUUGACUUACAGCGGGUAUCAGCCGCGUGCAUAUUCCUGGGAUGAUUAUCCACCACUUAAAGACAUGUUGGAGGCUGUCCAUAACGCUCUUCCUGGGAGUAGUUUUAAUAGCUUACUCUUAAAUAGGUACAAUGGUGGUAAUGACUAUGUUGGUUGGCAUUCUGAUGAUGAGAAGCUUUAUGGACCAACACCUGAAAUUGCGUCUCUAACUUUUGGAUGUGAACGUGACUUUGUUCUGAAGAAGAAGCCAUGUAAAAAAUCUGGUGAUGGAAGUGAUGAACCUGCCAGCAAGAGAUUAAAGAAGGGUAGCCAUGACGCUAAUCAGCAUACGUUUAGACUUAAGCAUGGUUCACUUUUGGUGAUGAGAGGCCAUACCCAAAGAGAUUGGAUUCACUCUGUGCCCAAGCGUGCAAAAGCUGAAGGCACGCGCAUUAACCUUACCUUUAGGCGGGUUUUUUGAUUGGCUUGUGGCCAGAGCAG
Vigna umbellata (rice bean) is the source of this 762-nucleotide messenger RNA. It is a transcript of the gene ALKBH2, whose product is annotated as oxidoreductase, 2OG-Fe(II) oxygenase family protein. The record is from RefSeq and is a predicted model, not a curated record. NCBI's taxonomy places the organism in Eukaryota, Viridiplantae, Streptophyta, Magnoliopsida, Fabales, Fabaceae. Gene Ontology annotation, molecular function: broad specificity oxidative DNA demethylase activity; cytosine C-5 DNA demethylase activity; ferrous iron binding. Gene Ontology annotation, biological process: DNA alkylation repair.